UUGAAAUAUAUAUUUUUUACGUGUUUUCUAGUUUUUUUGUAUACAAUUUGCAAACAGAUUUAAUCGAUGAUUAUUCAUGAAAUACGUUAUAUAAUUAAAAGUACAAUUAAAAAUGACAACAAUUGACGAAAGACAAGUAGAUAAAAGAAAUGUUUGCAUUCCUUUUGGUAAAGGAAAUACUCGUGUUCCGCAACAGUUAAUAGAAGCAGAGGAAUUACUGAACUCCGUCAAUAGAAGAUUGGAAGACUGUGCUUUAGAAUGGCAAGCAGAAAUUUCUCGUAAACAAUGGAAAAUUUUCAAUUCUAAUACAAUUGGAGAGAAUCCAUUUAAUAAAUCUUUAUUGUCCAGAACAUAUUUUAGUGAAGAAAGUCUCGACGAAGCUUUUCAACAUUUACUUUCUUGCAAUAAAGCUUUUUCAGAAUAUUUAAAAAAUUUCAUUGCUCUUCUACAAGGUAAAAAAUCCAUUCUAAACAUUAAAGAUACUUGCGAUGCGCAAAACCAGUGUCCCAGCAUACCAGAAAAUUGUAAUGCAUUAAAUAAUUUCAACAUUGAACCAAUGCAGUUUUCUUUGCUGCAAAAUUCACAUUUGAAUGAAACGAAAAAAACACAAGACCUCGUUGAUAAUGUGUUAAUAGCUCAAAAUUUAUUUGCCGAUGUAAUUAAAGCUAAAGUUCAUUUUGAUACAAAAUUCUUAGGAUUUGAAGCUAUAUUCCAUAAAACUACUACCAUGCCAACUGAUACAAAUUGUCCUUGUAAUAAUCGUUCUAAAAUUAUGGUAAAUAUAUUCUAUAUUACGUUACAUUUUGUUAAUACUAUAAUUGAAUAGAUAAUCAAAUUAAUUGUAUACUUUAGACAACUACAAAUGGUGGACAUACAAAAUUGCGGAACAUAACUGUGAAUCAGAGAAAUGGAACAAUCACAAAAGCAAAACGUUUAACAAGAUCUAUGAGAUCAUUAUCCAAAAAGAAAGAAAUGGAAGAGACAUCUGUACCAAUUGGUGACACUGGCAAUCAACCAUCAUUUGGAACAAAUACAAGCUUUUGCUAAUAGAUUUUUGAUGAACAACAUUUACUUUCAGUUAAUUAUUAAAUUUUUAUUACUCUUUAGACACAGAGAAUCUAAGCUGAAUUGUGACAUAUACAUACAUACGGAGAAACUGUUUGUCGAAUUUUUAAAUGGAGUUUAUUUUAUACAUUACAUUAUUAUUACUAUCAUUAUUUAAUGAACAAAUCUAUUGUUAUUUUUCUUUAGCAUAGUUUUAUUAAAUUCUAACUAAAAUGCUAUAAUUUAUACAUAGAUUCACAAUAACUUUAUACAUUUUGUAGUUUUUUAGUUUUACUUUUUAUGCUAUACUGAAAAUAAGUAUUUUAUUGGUCAUAUAAUUGUUUUUACAAGUAUGUUGUAUUUAAUAAGUAAUUAAUAACACAGCAGGUGUCUAUGUAAUUUGUAUACACUUAUUUUUAUUU
Messenger RNA from Hylaeus volcanicus, 1466 nucleotides. RefSeq lists its product as uncharacterized. The coding region runs from base 113 to 826 and encodes 237 amino acids. The transcript has 2 exons. The record is from RefSeq and is a predicted model, not a curated record. Lineage: Eukaryota; Metazoa; Arthropoda; Insecta; Hymenoptera; Colletidae.